AUGGCAACUACCAACAGGAGCCUGUUUUUUUCCGACGGGUUUGUUAUUAGCUGCGGCACCGUCACAGUCGAUCUCGCCACGUCCAAUAUCCUGCUCAUCCGCUCCCGAGGGACCGGCGAAUGCUGCCUCCCCAAGGGCCGCAAAGACAUCGGCGAGUCACUCCAAGACGCCGCUUUGCGCGAGACCUGGGAAGAGACGGGGGUGCGCGCGCAUCUGCUACCUGUACCCAUCACGACACGAGCAACCGUCCCCGCCGCGGCUGCUGCUGCUGCCGCGGCUGCUGGUGUGGCGCCGGCCGCUACCGCCUUUGUGACGGAGCCAUUGGCCGUCGCGCAGCGCGUGACCAACGGCGUUCUCAAAGUCAUCGUUUGGUUCGUCGCCUCGGCGGACUCCACUGCGACAAGAGACAAUGGCACGCAGCAGGAGGGUGAGGACUUUGAUGCCCUUUGGGUGGGGUGGGACGAGGUCCGCUCGAUGUUAACGUUUGAGGAUGACGGCCGAAUCGCCGAGGCCGCGCUCGUGGCGGCGAAGGCGGCAAUGAAAGAUCGUUUGUCGAAGGUCAUCUGA
Messenger RNA from Akanthomyces muscarius, 567 nucleotides. RefSeq lists its product as uncharacterized. Gene Ontology annotation, biological process: AMP biosynthetic process; ATP biosynthetic process. The transcript has a single exon. The record is from RefSeq and is a predicted model, not a curated record. NCBI's taxonomy places the organism in Eukaryota, Fungi, Ascomycota, Sordariomycetes, Hypocreales, Cordycipitaceae. Gene Ontology annotation, molecular function: bis(5'-nucleosyl)-tetraphosphatase (asymmetrical) activity. The coding region runs from base 1 to 567 and encodes 188 amino acids.